AUGUUCCUGAUUGCGCAACGCAAGAAAAAGAAAGAAUUGCCACCAACGCUGCCACCCGUACUCUUGGAGUCUUCGAAAGCCAACUUCCAACCGACAUCGCCCACCACCACAAUCGAUUCAAUCGAGAAAGCGAAAUCGCACCAUGGUGGAAAGUAUGACUUUGAUUUAGAUGAAAUCGUUUCAAAUACAACACCGAUCGUUGGUGCAACAACACCCGUAUCAAUGACAUCACCAACAAAUGAAAAUGAUUUCCAACAACAACAACAACAACAACAACAACAACAACAACAACAACAACAACAACAACAACAACAACAACAACAACAACAACAACAACAGCAACAACAAGUAAUUCAACAGCAACCAAUUCAACAACAACAACCGAUUCAACAACAACAACAACCAAUUUUAUCACCUCCACCACAACCACAAUUACAUCAUCAACAUUCAUUUAAAUUUGAUCAAGGAUAUCAGCAAGCUAUGGCACCACCAUCACAAAUUCAAGCUAAUCUUCAAUCACCAACUCAAUCUUUUGGUCAAACUCAUACUAAAGAAUCAAUAGAAAAAGUUAGACAACAAACUGUGGAGCGAGAGAAAUCAUUGGCAGAGUUACAGAAGCAAUUCAUUGAGGAAUCGGCUAUCUCUAUUGAGUUGAAUAAACAGCUGCAAGCAGAUACAAAGGUGCUUGAGGAUAUUGUUGUUGAGAUUAGAGAGCACGAGGAGAGGCUUGCUGUUCAGAGGCAGACUAUCAUCGAGAUCAAAGAGAAGAUAUCGUCGACACGUGUCGAUAUCAAAUCGUACAAGUCACAGUUGGAACAGGUCACUAAGCUGCUACAGGAGAAAUCCGAGCAGUACGACGAUGAGAAUGAAACACUCUUGCUGCUACAGGGAGAUCUCACCGACAAGCAGUCGGAGCUGGAAAAGUACACCCAGGAGAUCGCCACUCUAAAGUUGGCGAUCGAGUCUGUCAAGUCACAGAAACCCGAGAAAAAGAAUGAGAUUCAACAGACUAACCGAGCGAUCAACGAUGCCAAAGCCGAAGUGAAGCGACUGAACGAAGAGUUUAAACAACUGAAAGUACAACAAUCAGCUAUUAAUCAGUCAUCCGAUAGCAACUUUUCCAACAAUAGUGGUAGUAGUACAAAGGAUACAGGUGUUGUUGUGGCUCCUGCUGCUGCUACUACUACAACAACUACAACUUCAUUCAACUCUCCACCUACAACAACAGCAUUCGAUGAUGGUUGGUCACUCUUUAACACAACAAACGUUGUCACUGCUACACCACCAGCAACAGAAUCACCAAUUUCAAAUGCACCUGUAACUACAGCUACACAAACUGAAUCCAGUAGUAGUAAUAACAAUAGUCCUUUUGCCACAAAGACUGUUGUUUCACCAACAACAUCAACAACUACAACAACGACGACGACAUCUUCUAAUACAGAACCUACUCCAGCAGCAGCAGCAGCAACAAACAACUUUUUCUCAAAUGACAACUUCUUUGAUGAUAGCAAAUUUGUUAAUUUCAAUGAUAAUCAAUUCUCUUCAUUUGGAUCUGCAGAGAAGAAUCAUUUGUUUAAUGUGGUUGGUGAUGACAAUAGUUCGAGUUCACACAAAGCAGAUGCUGGAUCGGACUUGUCAUUCAACGACAGUUCAAAUCUAUUUGGAAACAGUACAUUUGGUGAACCAAGUGGUUUCGAUACUUUUGAAUCUUUCCAAUCUGCCAAAGAUCCAUUUACCACUUCCAUUUCAAACACUUCAUUCUCAACACGUGAAUCAUUUAUUGUACAACAACAACCAAACAACAGAGCAUCCACCAAUGUAUCAACUAAUAACAAUUUCUUUACUACCACUACUACAUCACCAACAACAACAACAACAACUUCCACAACAAACAAUGAUAAUAAUAAUAAGCCAGUUGAAUUUGGCAACAAUGUAUUUAAUGAAGACGAAAGUUUUACAAGCAAUAACGACUCAAAAGAAGAAGAACAACAACAACAACAACAAAAUGUACAAAUGGGAUUUGAAGAUUCAUUCGAUGAUACAUUCUCAAGUAUUCAAUCAAGCACUAGCAUCAAGGUAGACGCUGGAGAAACACCAUUCAAUACACCAUCAAACUCUGUUAAUGCCGAUGAUCUCUUUGGUUCGACACCAUUCGGAGUGACCACCAAAACAACGAUGGACUCUGUUGAUAACAAUAGUAACUUGUUCUUUGACAACAAUGCAUCAUUCUCUUCAAAUUUCGAUGAUUCUCCAUUCACCAACAAUUAA
Heterostelium album PN500 is the source of this 2268-nucleotide messenger RNA. Its product is annotated as EPS15 domain-containing protein. NCBI's taxonomy places the organism in Eukaryota, Evosea, Eumycetozoa, Acytosteliales, Acytosteliaceae. The transcript is spliced from 2 exons. Bases 1 to 2268 code for a protein of 755 amino acids. The record is from RefSeq and is a predicted model, not a curated record.